Molecule: messenger RNA, 970 nt
Organism: Medicago truncatula (barrel medic)
Lineage: Eukaryota; Viridiplantae; Streptophyta; Magnoliopsida; Fabales; Fabaceae
Product: thioredoxin-like protein CITRX, chloroplastic
Exons: 4
Coding region: 117-662 (181 amino acids)
Biological process (GO): cell redox homeostasis; plastid organization
Cellular component (GO): thylakoid
Molecular function (GO): protein-disulfide reductase activity
Source: RefSeq, a predicted model, not a curated record
UAGUUCUAACUUCUAAGUACAAAGAUAGAUAUGAUAAACCCCUUCACUCAAAAACCCUCUUUCUCUUUCCGCACUCAAAAACUCUCUCUUUCUCUCUCUAAAAUCUUCCAUCUUCAAUGGCUCUCUUCCAUUCCUACACUCUUCCACAUCACAAAAUAUCAACUCUUUCACCCUUUUCAACCUUCUCUUCAAAACCUCUCUCUGUUUCUCCCUCUUCUUCUGCUUUUUCUUUUUCAACAUAUCAACAUCCUUAUCCUCUCACCAUAUCCACCGACUUCAACAAUAGAAAGUUGCUUUGCAAACCACCUAAAGGACAACAUAUUAAAGAAGACUAUCUUGUGAAAAAAUUGUCAGCUGAAGAAAUUCAAGAGCUGGUGAAGGGAGAUAGAAAUGUUCCUCUUAUUAUUGAUUUCUACGCGACUUGGUGUGGUCCAUGCAUCUUAAUGGCUCAAGAACUUGAAAUGCUUGCAGUCGAGUAUGAGAACAAUGCGAUUAUUGUUAAAGUUGAUACAGAUGAUGAGUAUGAAUUUGCACGCGACAUGCAGGUAAGAGGGUUACCUACCCUAUUGUUUAUUAGUCCUGAUCCAAAAAAAGAUGCUAUUAGAACUGAAGGGCUUAUACCAAUACAGAUGAUGAGAGAUAUCAUUGACAAAGAAAUGUAAAACAGUUGAGGGUACUCAUCACCUGACAUAAUUGGAGUUUUUAGAUCCUACAAGAUGCUGUUUGGUAUAAUUGUAGCCUAUUUUGGGACAGAAUUGAAGUGCCAACCAAUUCAUAUGAAUUUGGCUUUUCAAGUUCAAAUAUGUAUGAUUAAUUAUGUAAUGUUUGAGGUCGACAUAUGUUGUAGGGUAUCACAUGUGAUGUUCAAUAGAAAGACAUUGUGACAUUAUUGUAAGUGUAUUCAAUUCAUCCAAUAUAAAAUUUGUUAUUUGAAAAUGACCAUCUUUGUCUAAGAUGUGAGUUUAGUUUA